Messenger RNA from Cololabis saira (Pacific saury), 4075 nucleotides. RefSeq names its product ATP-binding cassette sub-family C member 4-like. Gene Ontology annotation, cellular component: plasma membrane. Lineage: Eukaryota; Metazoa; Chordata; Actinopteri; Beloniformes; Belonidae. Gene Ontology annotation, biological process: transmembrane transport; monoatomic ion transport. The record is from RefSeq and is a predicted model, not a curated record. Gene Ontology annotation, molecular function: ATP hydrolysis activity; ATP binding; ABC-type transporter activity.
UGGUGGAAACUUGUUACAAGCAGCGACUAACAUGUGUUCCCAGAUAUGUGAGGAGACCUAGCCGGGAGAGGACGGAAGGGAGAAGCUGCCCACCAUGGAGAGAGUCGGGAAGGAUGCCAAGACCAACCCGGUGGCGACGGCGAACAUUUUGUCCAAGUUAUUUUUCUGGUGGCUAAACCCUUUGUUCAAAACUGGAUACAAGCGGCGGCUGGAGGAAGAUGACAUGUACAGGGUUCUUCCGGAGGACGGGUCUGAGAGACUGGGCCAGGAACUGCAGAGAUACUGGGACCACGAGCUCCAGAAAGCUGCCAAAGAGCUGCGGAAGCCGAGCCUCACAAAAGUCAUCGUCAAGUGCUACUGGAAAAUGUAUUCAAUAAUGGGACUCUUCACGCUAAUAGAGGAGACCAUUAAAGUGGUCCAGCCGGUCAUCUUGGGAAAGAUGAUUCGGUACUUUGAAGAUUAUGAUCCAAAUGAUACGGCCGGUUUACACGAGAGUCUGGGCUACGCAGCGGGGCUGUCGAUCUGCACCAUCGGCCUGGCGAUACUCCACCACCUCUACUUCUACCAUGUUCAGAGGACGGGCAUGAAGAUACGGGUGGCCAUGUGUCACGUCAUCUACAAGAAGGCUCUGAGUCUGAGCAGCUCAGCCAUGGGGAAGACGACCACCGGCCAGAUCGUCAACCUCCUCUCCAACGAUGUCAAUAAGUUUGACGAGGUGACCAUCUUCCUGCACUUCCUGUGGGUGGGGCCGCUGCAGGCGGCCGCCGUGGUGGGGCUGCUGUGGAUGGAGAUCGGUCCGUCCUGCCUGGCAGGAAUGGUGGUCCUCAUGUUCCUGAUGCCCACUCAGACCAUGUUUGGGAGACUCUUCUCCAAGUUCAGGAGUAAGACGGCCGUUCUCACCGACAGCAGAAUCCGCACAAUGAACGAGGUGGUAUCUGGAAUCAGGAUCAUCAAGAUGUACGCCUGGGAAAAACCGUUCGAUGCGCUGGUCUCUGAGGUCAGAAGGAAGGAGAUCUCCAAGAUCAUGAAGAGCUCCUACCUGCGAGGACUCAACAUGGCGUCCUUCUUCUGCGCCAGCAAGAUCAUCCUGUUCGUCACCUUCACCCUCUACGUCCUGCUGGGGAACCAGAUCGUGGCCAGCCGCGUGUUCGUCACCGUGUCGCUGUACACGGCCGUGCGCCUCACCGUCACGCUCUUCUUCCCCAGCGCCGUGGAGAAGCUGUUCGAGAGCCGCGUCAGCAUCCGUAGGAUUCAGGAGUUCCUGGUGUUGGAUGAGGUGGUAAAAACCAGCACGGCUGUGCAGCCGGACGACAGCAAGAGCCCCACCGUGGAGAUCCAGGACCUGACCUGCUACUGGGACAAGAGUUUGGAGGCUCCAUCUCUGCAUAACGUCUCUUUCAACCUGAGGUCCAAUCAGCUGCUGGCUGUGAUUGGACCAGUCGGCGCUGGGAAGUCGUCCCUGCUGAGCUCCAUCCUGGGGGAGCUUCCUGCUGAAAAGGGGGUGCUCAAGGUCAAAGGUCAGCUGACGUACGCCGCCCAGCAGCCCUGGGUGUUCCCCGGAACCAUCCGCAGCAACAUCCUGUUCGGGAAGGAGAUGAACCCGCAGAAGUACGAGAGGGUGAUCAGAGCCUGCGCUCUGAAGAGGGACUUGGAGCUGCUGCCGGACGGAGACAGGACUCUGAUCGGGGACCGGGGAGCCACGCUGAGCGGAGGACAGAAAGCUCGGGUCAACCUGGCCAGGGCCGUGUACCAGGACGCAGAGAUCUACCUGCUGGACGACCCCCUGAGUGCCGUGGACGCCGAGGUGGGGAGGCACCUGUUUGAGCAGUGCAUCUGCGGCCUGCUGAAGAACAAGCCCCGCGUCCUCGUCACCCACCAGCUGCAGUACCUGAAGGCGGCGGACCAGAUCAUCGUCCUCAAGGAGGGUCACAUGGUCGCUAAGGGAACGUACGCGGAGCUGCAGCGCUCCGGAGUGGACUUCACCUCCCUGCUGAAGGAGGAGGAGGAGCAGCAGCAGCUGCAGCCCCCCCCAGACGCCCUCCCCAGGACCAGAACCCUGUCCCAGACGUCAGCGCUCUCACAGACCUCCUCGGCCCAGUCGGUCAAAGAUGGAGACCACCUGCCGGUUGAGGCCGUGCAGACGGUGACGGAGGAGAGCCGGGCCCAGGGGAACAUCGGCCUGAGUCUGUACUACAAAUACCUGCGGGCCGGCAACGUGCUGAUGCUGCUGCUGGUCCUGCUGAUCAACAUCCUGGCUCAGGUAGCCUACAUCAUGCAGGACUGGUGGCUGGCCUACUGGUAAACCGAGCAGGAAAAGCUGUCGAGCAUCAACGCCACCACCACGGCCAGCAUCAACGCCACAAACGCCGCCGCCAGCAGCAACGUCACUAGAGAGCUGGACUUGUCCUUCUACCUGGGCAUUUAUGGAGGUCUGACUGCAGCCACCAUCGUGUUCGGUUUCCUGAGGAACCUCCUGCUGUUUGACCUGCUGGUCCGGGCCACGCAGGUGCUGCACAACCGCAUGUUCACCGCCAUCCUCAGGACGCCCGUGCGCUUCUUCGACAUCAACCCCAUCGGACGAGUGUUGAACAGGUUCUCCAAGGACGUGGGCAGCUGGACUCCAACCAUGCCCUGGACGUUUGUGGACUUCAUUCAGGUGUUCCUGCAGAUCCUGGGCGUGAUCGCCGUGGCGUCCUCCGAUCCCUGGAUCCUGAUCCCGGUGCUGCCACUGCUCGGCAUCUUCCUGUACCUGCGCCGCUACUUCCUGCAGACGUCCAGGGACGUGAAGCGCCUGGAGUCCACCACUCGCAGCCCCGUCUUCUCCCACCUGUCCUCGUCCCUCCAGGGCCUGUGGACCAUCCGAGCCUUCGGCGCCGAGGAGAGGUUCAUGAAGUCUUAUCAGGACCUGCAUUCAGAGGCCUGGUUCCUGUUCCUGACAACCUCCCGCUGGUUCGCCGUCCGGCUCGACGGCAUCUGCUCCAUCUUCGUCACCGUCACCACGUUCGGCUGCCUGCUGCUCCGAGACCAGCUGGACGCUGGUUCUGUCGGCCUGGCUCUGUCUUACUCGGUCACGCUGAUGGGAAUGUUCCAGUGGGGGGUCCGGCAGAGCGCCGAGGUGGAGAAUAUGAUGACGUCGGUGGAGCGGGUGGUGGAGUACACGGAGCUGGAGAGCGAAGCCCCCUGGGAGACGCAGAAGCGCCCGCCCCCCGACUGGCCCAGCAAAGGCCUGGUGACCUUCGACCAAGUCAGCUUCUCCUACAGCGCCGACGGCCCGCCGGUGCUGAAGGACCUGAAGGCCACGUUCAGGCCCAAGGAGAAGGUCGGCAUCGUGGGCAGAACCGGCGCCGGGAAGAGCUCCCUGGUCUCGGCUCUGUUCCGGCUGGCCGAGCCUCAGGGGAAGAUCCACAUCGACGGGGUCGUGACCUCGGACAUCGGCCUCCACGACCUUCGUCAGAAGAUGUCCAUCAUUCCUCAGGACCCGGUGUUGUUUACUGGCUCCAUGAGGAAGAACCUGGACCCGUUUAGCGAGCACACGGAUGAAGAGCUGUGGAACUCCCUGCGGGAGGUGCAGCUGAAGGCGGUGGUGGAGGAGCUGCCCGGGAAGCUGGAGACGGUUUUGGCCGAGUCGGGCUCCAACUUCAGCGUGGGUCAGAGGCAGCUGGUGUGUCUGGCCCGAGCCGUCCUGAGGAAGAACCGCAUCCUCAUCAUCGACGAGGCUACGGCCAACGUGGACCCCCGGACGGACGAGCUGAUCCAGAAGACCAUCCGGGACAAGUUCCGGGAGUGCACGGUUCUCACCAUCGCUCACCGACUCAACACCAUCAUCGACAGCGACCGCAUCCUGGUCCUUGACGGCGGGAGAAUUCACGCCUACGACGAGCCCUACGUGCUGCUGCAGGACCCCGACACCAUCUUCUACAAGAUGGUUCAGCAGACGGGCAAACAGGAGGCGGCCGCCCUGCUGGAAGCAGCCAAGCAGGCUUACCACGGCAGGAGUCGGCCCAGCGGACAAGACCACAAGACCAACGGCAACCUGGUCAUCUUUGAAACGGCGUUGUGAGCCGGGCGAGUCCAG